Molecule: messenger RNA, 1182 nt
Organism: Uranotaenia lowii
Lineage: Eukaryota; Metazoa; Arthropoda; Insecta; Diptera; Culicidae
Product: odorant receptor Or2-like
Exons: 6
Coding region: 1-1182 (393 amino acids)
Biological process (GO): sensory perception of smell; detection of chemical stimulus involved in sensory perception of smell
Cellular component (GO): plasma membrane
Molecular function (GO): olfactory receptor activity; odorant binding
Source: RefSeq, a predicted model, not a curated record
AUGUUCUCGCCAACUGGCAGCGGAAAUGGAGAGAAGAUGUCGCUGGCCGCAGAUCAAAUCCUUGCCUGUCCGAUGAUUUCCAUCAAUGCCCGUGUGUGGCGAUUCUGGUCCUUCAUCCUCAAACAUGAUUUCAUGCUGUACACAAGCAUCGUUCCGGUGACCGUAAUGAACAUUUUUAUGUUCGCUGAUUUGUACCGGGCCUGGGGCAACAUUGAUGAAGUUAUCAUAAAUGCCUAUUUUGCGGUGUUGUACUUUAAUGCAGUGCUGAGGACUCUUAUAUUGGUGUACAACCAUGAAAAAUACGAAAGCUUUCUGCUGAAUAUAGCCGUAGUAUACACCGAAAUCGAAAAAAUUGAAGACGAAACCAUCCAGAGCCUACUGCAGCUGUUUACCAAACGAGCCCGAAUGAUGUCAAUAGCCAAUUUGGUGCUGGGGGCAUUCAUCAGCGCCUGCUUUGUGGUCUAUCCUUUGUUCACCGAACAGGGCGGUCUGCCCUAUGGCAUGCUCAUUCCCGGUGUGGACAAUUUUUCGUCUCCCCAGUACGAAAUCCUAUAUGUGCUGCAAGUGCUUUUGACGUUUCCCGGAUGCUGCAUGUACAUUCCAUUCACCAGCUUUUUCGCAACUUGUACACUUUUUGGCUUGAUUCAGAUAAAAUUAGUCCAACAGCGCCUGAAGCUAUUCAAAGGAACCGACGAAGUGCUCGAGUCAAGCAGUAAAAAUGAAGUUAUUAUUUCACAAAUCAUCGAAGAACAUGAACGAGCCAUUAUCUACGUAAGGGAAAUGAAUUCGAUGGUGACCUACAUAUGCCUGGUGGAAUUCCUUUCGUUUGGACUUAUGCUAUGUGCUCUAUUGUUUCUAUUCAACAUUAUCGAACACAUGGCUCAAUUCAUCAUUGUGGCGGCUUACAUUUUCAUGAUUAUAUCGCAAAUAUUUGCAUUCUACUGGCAUGGAAAUGAAAUUCGUGAAGAAAGUGUUGCGAUUGCAGAGGCAGCUUACAGCGGCUAUUGGGUUGAGCUGCAUCCUUCUGUUCGUAGAAAACUUCUGUUGAUUAUUUUGCGUGCUCAGAAGCCUUUACAGAUUACAGUGGGCAACAUAUACCCGAUGACUUUGGAAAUGUUUCAAUCCCUGCUCAAUGCAUCGUACUCCUACUUCACGCUGUUAAGACGUGUAUACAGUAAUUAA